CACCUGCCUAGCAGUGCUCGACACAACGCAAAACCAGUAUGCGCGUGUACUUCGUUAUGCUGGCUGUUUUGGCAAGCGCCUUGGUUAUUGGAUCUGAGGCUAAGGAGGUCACAAGCAUCCAGAUGAAGAAAAACGAGAAGCACUAUCUACGAAGUUACGGCAUGGACGAUGUGGAUAUGGAAGACAACACUAGCGACGAAGAACGUGCGGGACCUCUUGACCCGAAAGUAAUCCCAAACCUCUUAGCAGCAAGCUCGGACGACAUCGUGACUACUCUGAAGAACUUCGACAACCUCGACGACUUGUUUGCUCAGUUGGCGAAAAACGAAGACAACGCGAAUGCCAUCGUUGCCAAGCUAUCUGAGAAUGGCAAGAAAACCCAGAACAUCGGUUUGAUCAUUAAAAUCGACAACGCAAGAACAGCUAUACAUUACAACCAAAAGCUGACUGAUUGGGUUGAUACAAAGACCCUGGACGAACUGUCAUUAGCAAUGAAAACUUCCGGUAUGACACCAGCGACGCGUCUAUUCACGGAGUGGCAUAAGAGCGGAAAAACUCCCAAAGAGUUCAGUGCAGCGAUCGCGGCUAUUAAAAAUGAAGACAAGCGCAAGAGGUUCGGCGCGUUCGACUUCCUCUUCAAAAGCUUCGUCCAAAAGGAAAAGAAAAAGGCUGCAGUAGAAAGGUGGCAGAAGCUGAUGCAGUUGUAUAGAGCUGCUCGCACUGCGAGUUAAUGAUAAAGUAAAAUCUGAAUGGCUUACACUCC
Messenger RNA from Phytophthora nicotianae INRA-310, 763 nucleotides. RefSeq lists its product as hypothetical. Lineage: Eukaryota; Oomycota; Peronosporomycetes; Peronosporales; Peronosporaceae. The coding region runs from base 39 to 731 and encodes 230 amino acids. The transcript has a single exon. The record is from RefSeq and is a predicted model, not a curated record.